AUGGCAGCUACACAACCCGAAACUCCCUCAUCAUCGGCUGCUACAGCAGUAGCAGCCGCCGGAAAGGUCUCUCAGCCCGAAUGGCAGGUCCCCAAAAAGCAGCUCGCAGAGCCGGAGCUCAAGAUGUACAACUCGCUCACCCGAUCCAAGGUACCCUUUGUACCCAAAAAGGGCCGAACCGUCACCUGGUACAACUGCGGUCCCACAGUCUACGAUGCCAGCCAUAUGGGUCACGCCCGUAACUACGUCACGCAGGACAUCAUCCGCCGUAUCCUCCGCGACUAUCUCGGCUACGACGUCCACUUUGUCAUGAACAUUACCGACAUUGACGACAAGAUCAUUAUCAAGGCACGCCACUCGCAUCUCAUCUCGCAGUUCCGCUCGCAGCAUCCUCAGCUCACCAAGCCCCUCCUCGCUACCGUCCAGGACGCUUGGUCUGCCUACUUCGCUAAAAACCUCGAGCGAUUCGCUCCCCCCGUGCCACCACAGGAGCAGCAGGGCGGACUCGCAGCCCAAGCGAGCAACGCAAGAGCAGGAGAGGCUGGCUUUGAGGAGAUUGCUCGACUGCGCCAGGAUGCUGCUUGGCUUAAGGCGGCUUCCGACAAGGAGCCCAAGUUUGGUAUGUGGUUUGCCGCCCUCGACAAGUCGCGCCAAGCCCAGGUCGCUGCCGCCAUGUCGCUCGCCGCUGCAGACUCGUCGCCCGAAGCGGCUUCCAACCUCAUUGACGCAUCUGAAGACGUUCUCGCCGCCUACCUCGACAAGCAGUUUGGCAGCACCGUCACCGAUCCCGCCAUCUUCCGCGACACCGCGGCCUACUGGGAGGCAGAGUACUUCAAUGAUAUGAAGCGACUCCACGUCGAGCCUCCUACCACGCUCACCCGCGUAAGUGAGUACGUCCCUGAAAUUGUUACCUUCGUGCAGCAGAUCAUCGACCGCGGCUAUGCUUAUGCCGAGGGCGUCGACGAGGACAAGAAGAACGUAUGGUUCGAUACACGCGCCUUUGACGGCGCCAAGAGUCAGGACGGCAGCUUCGAGCAUUCGUACGCGAAACUGCAGCCCUGGUCCAAGGGCAACCGCGAGCUGCUCGAGGAAGGGGAGGGUUCGCUGUCCACCUCGACUACGGCAACGGCAGGCAAGCGCGCUGCUUCAGACUUUGCGCUUUGGAAGGCGUCCAAGCCCGGUGAGCCCGCUUGGCCGUCGCCUUGGGGUCCCGGCCGUCCUGGCUGGCACAUCGAGUGCUCCGUGAUGGGCUCUGCCGUGCUCGGCGACACCAUGGACAUCCACUCGGGCGGUGUUGACCUCAUGUUCCCGCACCACGACAACGAGAUCGCCCAAUCCGAAGCACACCACGGCUGCCGUCAGUGGGUCAACUACUUUUUACACACGGGUCAUCUCCACAUCGAGGGGCUCAAGAUGUCCAAAUCCCUCAAGAACUUUAUCUCAAUCGACGAGGCGCUCGAACGCUUCACGGCACGCCAGUUGCGCAUGUCCUUCCUCCUGCAGCCUUGGCACGGACGUAUGGACUUCAAGCAGUCGGCGCUGGGUGAGGUCAAGAAUGCCGAGUCGGCGUUCAACAACUUUUUCGUCGGUGUCAAGGCAAAGAUGGCCGAAGCGAAAGCGCUGGGCGUGGCCUACUCGGACGGACAGCACCACUAUGAAGCUGGCGAAAGAGCGUUGAUGCAGAACCUCGAGGAGGCGCAGCAUGCGUUCCGCGAGGCCAUGUGCGACUCGUUCGAUACGCCCAAAGGCAUGGAGAUCCUACUUGACCUCGUGAGCAAGGCCAACAUCUACGAGAAGAGCCACGACAAGCGUGCCGAUGUCAACAUUGGCGUCAUUGCCGCUGUGGCACGAUACGUGGGUGAUAUGCUCAAGAUGCUCGGUCUGGGCGAAGGUGCUGCGCUGUCGGCGAGCCAGGAGAUUGGAUGGGGUGUUGCGGACGAGGCAGGCGAUGGUACGGCAGCUGUGAACAAGGAGGAGCUGCUCAUGCCCUAUCUGCGUGCGCUCAGCACCUUCCGCGAUGCGGUGCGCAACCUGGCCCGAAGCUCCGCGCCUGCCUCAGAGUACCUCAAGCUCUCCGAUGCGUUGCGCGACAACGACCUCGUCGACCUCGGCAUCUCGCUCGAAGACACCGAGGACGGUAAAGCGCUUGUCAAGCUGGUCCCCGCCGCUCAGCUGCAGGCUGCCAAGCGGGAGAAGGAGGCUGCACUGGCCGAGAAGGCGGCAAGAAAGGCACAGGCUGCCGAACAGGCGCGGUUGAAGAGGUUGGAAAAUUUGGAAAAGGGUCGAAUGGCUCCGGACCAGAUGUUCAGGACAGAAGAAUACUCGGAGUGGGACGAGAGGGGGCUACCGGUCAAGGACAAGGAGGGCGCAGAGCUGGCCAAGAAGAGACGGAAGAACUUGGAGAAGGACUUCGAGAAGCAGACCAAGCUGCACAAGGACUUUUUGGAGGCUAAGGAGAAGGGGGAGAUUCAGUAG
Sporisorium graminicola is the source of this 2475-nucleotide messenger RNA. RefSeq lists its product as uncharacterized. Gene Ontology annotation, cellular component: cytoplasm. Gene Ontology annotation, molecular function: ATP binding; cysteine-tRNA ligase activity. Lineage: Eukaryota; Fungi; Basidiomycota; Ustilaginomycetes; Ustilaginales; Ustilaginaceae. Gene Ontology annotation, biological process: cysteinyl-tRNA aminoacylation. The transcript has a single exon. Bases 1 to 2475 code for a protein of 824 amino acids. The record is from RefSeq and is a predicted model, not a curated record.